Zalophus californianus (California sea lion) is the source of this 1031-nucleotide messenger RNA. RefSeq names its product late histone H2B.L4-like. The record is from RefSeq and is a predicted model, not a curated record. The transcript has 2 exons. Gene Ontology annotation, cellular component: nucleosome. NCBI's taxonomy places the organism in Eukaryota, Metazoa, Chordata, Mammalia, Carnivora, Otariidae. Gene Ontology annotation, biological process: nucleosome assembly. Gene Ontology annotation, molecular function: structural constituent of chromatin; DNA binding; protein heterodimerization activity. The coding region runs from base 16 to 426 and encodes 136 amino acids.
AAGACCGUGAGCGUCAUGGAUUCGUUCGUCAAGGACAUCUUCGAGCACAUCGCCGACGAGGCCUCUCGCCUGGCCCGCUCCACCAAGCGCGCCACCAUCACCUCCAGGGAGAUCCAGACAGCCGUGCGCCUGCUGCUGCCCGGGGAGAUUGGCAAGCACGCCGUGUCCGGGGCCACCAAGGCCAUCAUCAGGUACACCUUCCGCCACCUCUCGCAGAAGACCGUGAGCAUCUUGGAUUCGUUCGUUAAGGACAUCUUCGAGCGCAUCGCCGACGAAGCCUCUCGCCUGGCCCGCUUCACCAAGUGCUCCACCAUCACCACCAGGGAGAUCCAGACAGCCGUGCGCCUGCUGCUGCCCGGGGAGAUUGGCAAGCACGCCGAGUCCGAGGCCACCAAAGCCAUCAUCAGGUACACCGUCUGCCGAUGAGCUGCCUCCAGACCACCUGACCACCUUGCAAACCAAAGGCUCUUUUCAGAGCCACCUCACUUGGCGGGAAAAGGCCUGUAGGCUUUAAAAAGUGGGACAAACUCUAGAGUUUUUGUUCUCGUUGUGGCAUUCUGUGGAUAUUUAAAGUAGUUUUACUUUGAACCAAACAUGAUCGGCACUGCUUUCAUCUAUAUUUGCGUGCAGUUUUUCCUUUGGACAACUGUGGACUCUGCUUAACCAUGCCGCUUUUCUUGGCUUUCCUACGCGGUCAUUUCUGUUCGAUGUUUCUGUAGGUCCGCCAUAAUGGGGGUUAUUUUUGUUAUAAUGAUGUUUACCUUUUUCUCUCUCAUUCUCUCAUGAGCGUGUGGUGAAUUUUCCAGAGGUUCGUUAUGGGUGAUAUGGCAACAGAUAAAGUGCAGAAGCUGAAAUCAGAAUCCGUCUGACUUCUGUUAGGCGGGUUAUUGAAGGGAUUUUUAAGUAUCUGAAGCAACGUCAAUAUCCUUUAUGCUCUUAUAGAAAAGAUAUUUUUCAUAUGCAUUUGAAAUUUAUGUUAACGUGAUAUAAUGGGUUCCUAGUACAAUUUUUAAGUGGAUUCUGGAAUACAU